Molecule: messenger RNA, 963 nt
Organism: Volvox carteri f. nagariensis
Lineage: Eukaryota; Viridiplantae; Chlorophyta; Chlorophyceae; Chlamydomonadales; Volvocaceae
Exons: 4
Coding region: 1-963 (320 amino acids)
Biological process (GO): response to parathyroid hormone
Source: RefSeq, a predicted model, not a curated record
AUGGCGGAGGAUGGAGAUACGGAGGCCUAUGGGCAACUCAUAGUUGCCAAAGACGCCCUCGUCCAUCCGGAGGAGGACGAGGGGAAAUUGAAGGAUGAUUCAGAGGACGAGACCGACCUGGAGGACUCUGAGACAGAGUCGGGGACGGAGAGCGAGACCGAGUCAGAGACCGAGUCAGAAUCAGAGUCGGAAUCAGAGUCAGAGUCGGAGACUGAAUCAGAGACUGCGUCGGAAUCUGAAACGGAAACUGAGACGGCGACGGAGGCGGAAACUACGGAGACAGAGCGCUCAACCACGGUGACGGGGACCGGCGACUUCAAAUCCCCACGGCCGCAGCAGCAUCUGCCUGCAGAAAGCAUGCCGUCGCUUUCCUCACCUCCUGGUGACGGAGUGGGCAAGCGCAGUCAAGCGUCAAGCCCCAAGGGCUCGCCUUCCCGAAACCCCAUCGCGGCGCCGCGUUACUACCAGCCGCCGCCACCCCCGCCACCGGCCCCCAUGCCGAAGCCUCGGGAACGGCACGACACGUCAGCUGUGGAUCCAUUAUUCCUCCAGACUGCGGUGUACCGGACAGUGCCAAAUGUGGGGCGCGUGUACGACUGGAAAGUCCAACACGAGGUGAACGCCGCGCUCUCCAAACAACGGAAGCAGCAGGCACAAAUGGAAAAGGUGCUUGAAGCUGCACGGUUACAGCUGCAAGUGCGGGAGGCCAACGAGCGUGCCUUUAAGCAAUGGGUAGCCACUAAGGAGCAAGAGAAGCAGCAGCAGUACCAGCAAAACCGGCGUAUAGCCUACGUGACGUCCGUGUACCAAAACCUGGUCAAGGACGAUCCCGUGGAGCGCAAGACUCGCGAGGCGCUCUGGGUCAGCAACUUUGCGUAUACGGCAUCUGACAGCUCCCCUCCACGCGCCUUGUCGCGCAAUAGAGUCAGUGAAGACUCCGAGUCCGAGCGAUUCCGCCUCUGA